AUGGCAGUGCUCGGUCACACUGCAUUGCUAACGCGCCAUCAAAGUGUUUUGUUUUUACUCUUUUGUUAUUUAGGAUCAAGAGUUACGCUUGUAAAGCUUACUUGCACUAUGUAUAAACAAUUUAAAAAACGUUCGAAGAAACCUCUGAACACGAUCGAUGAAAACGCGACCAUGAAAGUGCCCCGCCUGGCAGAGACGACCACAAAUGUUUCAGUUGAGUCCUCAUCCGGUGGGAGCGAGGAUAACAUACCCGCCUCCCAGGAGCAUACGCAGCGCUUUCUGUCGCAGCACAGUGCGAUCCUGGCCGCCACUCUUGGUCGCACGCAAUCCUCGAACCGGAACAUUGCCACGCUCUCCCGGCAACCGAACAACUUCUUCGAACUGGUUCUGGUUCGAGCCGGUGUCCAGUUGGACCAGGGUGAUAGUCUGAUAAUGGCCUGCGAUCAUGUAUCCAUUGUCUCCAAGCUGCGUGACAUCUUUACGAGUGCCUCCUCCUAUACCGACAAAAUGGAGACAUUCAAGACGGGUCUGAAUGCUUCCAUGGCGCCCGGAUCAAAGCUGGUGCAGAAGCUUCUAACCGGCUGCACCGUGGACGCAGCUGGCGAGGAGCAGAUCUACCAGUCCCAGAACAGCAUGUUUAUGAACUUCCUUAUGAUCGACUUCAUGCGAGAUGCCUGCGUGGAGGUGCUGUUGAACAGGAUCGAGGAGGUGGCUAAAGCCGACCGAGUCAUCAUGGGUAAAGCAGCUAUUCCCUUGCCACUGCUACCCCUGAUGCUGACUCAACUGCGCUACCUGACUGCCUUGCACAAGGUGGAGAUCUACAGUCGCAUCGAGGUAAUCUUCAACAGGGCCACGGAAUCGGCAAAGCUUGACAUCAUAGCCAAUGCUGAGUUGAUACUCGAUGCCAGCAUGCACGAUGAGUUCGUCGAGCUUCUCAACAUUAACUAUUCCAGCACUGAAGACCUUUUCCAUAUGACCACGGUGCAAACUCUUAGUAACUUAUUUCUUUCGGACAGAACGCAGGCCAAGUUACGACUGCGCAUUUUGGACUUCGCCACAAGUGGUCACUGCCCCGAUGUGAACUUGCCGCAUCUUAUAAGGCUGCUGCUAAACGUUCUGAAAAUAGACACAGAUGACAGCGUGCGCGACGUAAGGCUCUUCCUUUUUUCCCUAUGCAUCAAGUUUCAGUUCGUUCAGUUUCAGUUGAUAGGCAGCUUGCGAGAAAUCUUCAACUGGCGUCACACAACUGUGAGGGAAGAAAACUCAACAACAGGCGACAGUAAGAAGUCUCAGCUGGAACUUUUUGGCUUUCUAGAACUAGCAUUAUUACGCUCGAAAAAGUUUUAUCAAGCAUGCCAGAGGUCAUGUGCUAGUGUGCCUGCUGAAGAAUUUACCUCCUUCGACCUGAUACUUCUGCUUUUGUUGAUACAUGUUAAUGAAGAUAACUCAUUAUACAUCGAAAACAUUCUUCGACGUCGCAUUAAAUUGGAGCAUAUAACAGUGGGCAUUUUGGAAGAGAUACGACUGCACUAUAGACACAUCCUGGAGCAGCACAUUACCACACUGAUGAACAUCCUUCACGACUUUAUGCGAGAGAAAAAUCGCACUGUGUCCGAUUUCGCGAAGUCUUCGUACAGUAUACUUUUUAAGACUUUCAACUCGAUCCAAAAAAAUAUCUUAAAAAAGCUUUUGGAGCUUACCUGUGACAAAUCAUCACCGCACCUGACAACAAUGGCACUGGAAUUGCUUCGUGAGCUUCAACGAAAGAGCGCCAAGGAUGUUCAGAAUUGUGCCACUCUUCUUAUUCCCAUGCUUGAUAGGAUAAGUGAUCUUACUCUUACACAAACCCGCGUUGCUAUGGACCUUUUGUGCCAUGUUGCGUUUCCAGGUCCGAACCUAUCGCCGUGCCUGCAACUCCAAGAGCAAGUCGAUAUGGUGGUUAAAAAGCAGCUGAUCAAUUCCAUUGAUAAUAUUAAAAAGCAGGGCAUAAUUGGCUGUGUGCAGCUCAUCGAUGCAAUGGCACGCAUUGAGAACGACGGAGUUGAGCGUAACGAGCUUAUAGCCAGCGUGGAAAACGUCGAUUCCUUGCCCGAUGGCCGAGGCAAAAUGGCUGCCAACUUAAUCAUACGCACCGAGUCAUCAAUAGGAAAUAGUACCGAGUCUUUAGCCCUGUUUUUUGAAGAACUGGCCACGGUUUUCAAUCAGCGCAAUGAGGGAAGCACCGGCUGUGACUUGGACUACCAAUUCAUUGCUUGGGUCUGUGACUUAGUGACAUUCCGAUUUCAGGCAAGUUUUGUCACAGAGGAUGUUCCCGAGACUUUAAAGGGAAUUAAACUGGAAUAUCAGUUAAAUAUCAAUGAAUUGGACGAUACAAAUGUAAAUACUGAAUCGGAUGUCCUUAAUAUUGGCAUAAAUAUGUCAAAACUGGUUUUAUCACCGAAAGCGAAACCUUGUGAUUCAAUAUACAUUCUGGCUCCUCUGUUCAACUGUGUCAGGGUGUUGUACAAACAUCGCCACCAUGACAGCUUAGAGAAUAUCAAUGCCUUGCUGGGCUGUGCCAUUGUGCUGCCUUCUUUCUUUGAGGAUGACAACUAUGUCCCCGUUUUUGACAACUUUGAGGCGGAACAGCAAAAGGACAUUCUGAGCAUUUAUUUUCAGACCAUCAAUUGGAUGAGGGUGUCGAUCAGUGCGUUUGCAUCCCAACGUGAUCAUCCUACUCGGCGUCGAGUUCUUUCCAGACUCGGAGAGCUAAUACGUAUCGAACAGAGAAUUAAGCCCCUCCUGGCUAGAGCGCCUGUCGACUUCGUGGCACCGCCAUAUCAAUUCCUCACCAACGUCAAGCUCUCGAACCAGAAUCUGAAACGUCCAGGACCUAAACCAGCUGCCAAAAUAAACACAACGCUACCAGAACCAGAUUUAAGUGGUAAUCAAACAACGAUCGCUGACUUUACUAUUAAGGUUGGACCGUGCAAGACCAUUAAGAUGAAGACCGACUUUGAGCAGAUGUAUGGGCCGCGAGAGAGGUACAGGCCAAUGGAAGUUGAAAUCAUCAUGCUGUUGGUCGAGCAGAAGUUUGUCUUGAGUCACCAGCUGGAAAAUGAGCAAGUGGGGGAGUUUCUUGGUCUCCUGGAGUUACGUUUCCUGCUGGAAGACGUGGUUCAAAAACUUGAAGCAGCAGUUUUUCGACAGACCGAUUUCUUUGAUGCGGACAGUUUUAAGCCGCAUUUGGCCAAACAGGAAGAUUUUAUUUGCGAUCUACUUCCAUGUCUAAAUGAGGUGAAUAAUCAUCUAAUAACCCUAGCUGAAGCCAUCGACAAUGAGCUUACGAAAGUCAAUCAUGUGUACAGCAAUCUGGAUCUGUUUAAAGAGCAAUUUUGCUAUAUCAAAUCGUGUUUUGGGCUGUGCGUCCGGCUGUUUGCCUUGUACUUCGCCUGGAGCGAGUGGAGUGAUAAGUCGCAGGAACAACUGCUCCAUAAGUCUUUGCUUAAACUACAGCCUAAAGCACAAUGGAAAAGACUAGAGAAGCAAAGUGUCCCUCAGCUGGCAACCCUGACUUUUCAAUACUUUCUGAAGUAUGAGAAAUCCGUAUUGAGUCUCAGUACUGCGGUUCAGAUUUAUCGAUUGCUGUGUAACUUGUUGAAACUGGGGAGUUUACAAAGUGAUGCUAGCCAACCGAGAUUUCAGCAAGCCGAGGAGUUACGGAUACUGUGUGGCACAUUGUUGCGACGUAAAUGGUUCCACUACGCUGGUACUUUGGACAAAGGCGGUCAAUGCAAUAUCUAUUUGGACGAGCUGAUCAAGGGAUUCCUAAAAAAAUCAACUUCCACGAGUCAAACCGAUCUCCUUAGUGAGUUGGUUAAGCAAUGCAGCAUACUCAAUACGAAGGACAAAGCCCUGAGUUCCUUCCCCAACUUCAAAAAGGCCAACUUCCCAUUACUCUUUCGCGGACUGUGCGAGGUUCUUAUUCACUCCCUAAGUGGUCAAGUUAGCGCCGAUAGACAUGGUGAUAGAUUGACACUGUGGGAGUCUGCAGUGGAUUUGUUGAAUGGCUUGCUCAGCAUUGUGCAGCAGGUGGAACAGCCCAGAAAUUUUGGGCUCUUUCUGAAACACUCCCUGUUAUUCCUUAAGUUGCUUCUUCAGCACGGAAUGUCUGCGCUGGAAUCUAUUGUUCGUGACGAUCCCGAAAGGCUAACAAGGUUUUUGCACGAGCUCCAGAAAGUGACACGCUUCCUGCAUCAACUGUGCUGCCAUUCGAAGUCAAUUAAAAAUACUGCUAUUAUCAGCUAUAUUCCCAGCCUUCGGGAGACGAUUGAGACGUUGGUCUUUCGAGUAAAAGCCCUUUUGGCCGCCAACAACUGCCAUUCUGCAUUUCACAUGGGAAAUAUGAUCAACAGGGAUCUCCACGGAGAUUCUAUUAUUACACCCACGAGUUCAUUCGCCGGCGAGGAAAACAGCGACGAGGAAUUACCUGCGGACGACACCAGCGUAGAUGAAACUGCCUUGGGAGAUGACAUGGGCAUCACAACUGUUAGCGUUAGCACGAGGCCGAGCGACGGCAGUCGUCGGAGCAAGUCCUCUUCCCGCAGCAAAUGCUUUUGAACAAUAAUUUAGCUUAAUAAGCUAAGGAUUUGAAAUAAAUCAGUGGCGUUGAAACCGA
Messenger RNA from Drosophila yakuba, 4657 nucleotides. RefSeq names its product Fanconi anemia group D2 protein (gene Fancd2). The transcript has 13 exons. Lineage: Eukaryota; Metazoa; Arthropoda; Insecta; Diptera; Drosophilidae. Gene Ontology annotation, cellular component: condensed chromosome; nucleus. The coding region runs from base 1 to 4599 and encodes 1532 amino acids. The record is from RefSeq and is a predicted model, not a curated record. Gene Ontology annotation, molecular function: DNA polymerase binding. Gene Ontology annotation, biological process: interstrand cross-link repair; homologous chromosome pairing at meiosis; mitotic intra-S DNA damage checkpoint signaling.